UUGCCAAGGCAACAGUGUUUUCUGGUGGAAGUAUAUGGUGUUUAAUAGUAUAUUAUAUAAUUUAUAUAGGUUAUAAAUUGCGAGUGGGCCGAGUGGCACCUGUGGGAUCGCGUAGAAGUUCGUUUGUUAGAAAACUAGGGCAAAGGAUUUUUUGUUGAGAGUAAGAGAGAGCAGAGAUGCAGCAGUCACCACAACUGUUGAAUGGUGCUCCCACUGCUAAUAUCACAACUGAGCAAAUUCAAAAGUACCUGGACGAGAAUAAAGAGUUGAUUCUAGCAAUAAUGGAAAACCAAAACCUUGGAAAAUUCGCUGAAUGUGCCCCGUACCAUGCCCAGCUUCAGCAAAACUUGACGUAUCUUGCUCAAAUUGCUGAUGCCCAACCACCGGCCCCAACAAUGCCUUCUCAGGUGCCCUCCCAGUCCGCAAUGCACCAAGGGCUUCUAAUGCAGCACCCCCAGGCAACAAUGUUUCAGCAGCAACAAGGUCCCUUGGCACCAAAGUUGCCUUUCCAGUUGAAUGAUCAGCAUCAGCGUCAACAGCAACAACAAUCAAAGUACCUCCAGCAACAGCAACUCAUCCAAGGGCAGAUGGGUGUGAGACCCGGUGGAGCAAGUGCCAAUUAUCAGGCCAUGCAGGCUGGCCUUGGAAACAAUUUGUUUGGCAUUCAAGGAAGCAAGCAAGAUAGCUCAGAGGCUUGUGCUGAAGAUUUUGUCGGAAAGUUAUAAUUUUCCUGUUUUUUUCUUUUUUUUCUAAAUUCCUCCUACCCCUUGGGUUGCUACAUGAUCAUCUCAGAGAAGUUGCUUCUUUUUUCCCCUUGACACCGACAGUAGUUGCAGAUGGUGCGCGAUGAUGCUUUUUGUGUAAUCCUUUUUUUGACUAAAAAAAAAUUGGGGCAAAGCAGGAAAAACUUCACUUACUCCUAA
This is a messenger RNA of Alnus glutinosa, 923 nucleotides long. RefSeq names its product GRF1-interacting factor 2-like. Gene Ontology annotation, biological process: positive regulation of transcription by RNA polymerase II; cell population proliferation; leaf development. The coding region runs from base 177 to 725 and encodes 182 amino acids. Gene Ontology annotation, cellular component: nucleus. Lineage: Eukaryota; Viridiplantae; Streptophyta; Magnoliopsida; Fagales; Betulaceae. The transcript is spliced from 4 exons. The record is from RefSeq and is a predicted model, not a curated record. Gene Ontology annotation, molecular function: transcription coactivator activity.